Ectocarpus sp. CCAP 1310/34 is the source of this 825-nucleotide messenger RNA. Lineage: Eukaryota; Phaeophyceae; Ectocarpales; Ectocarpaceae. The record is from the annotation of a GenBank genome assembly.
AUGCGGGAUCAUUUCCGUACCGUCAAGAAGAACAUCGACGCUAACAUCAUCCAUCACAGCGGCGGCGUGGCGGCACCUAGGGGAGGCAGUGGAAAGUUCCCCUACAGCAGCCCCCUCAUUCUCCCGAAGUGUGCUACGAUGCAGAACACCUCAGCGCUGGCGGGAAUUGCGUGUCCAAGGUGCGGGAAAAGGGGUUCGCCAGAUGGAUGGAAUCCCAAGGGGCCACGGCGGGUGUUCAUGGAGGAAGACGUGGGGUACAUCAUAGGAUUCCGGUACAAGUGCGAGCGGUGUGUCGAAUACAACGGGACCGUGGAGGAGUCGGAGCAGCGCCCUACCAGUUUCAACGCGUGGGAUGUCGGAUGCCUGGAUCGCCUCCCUGACUACGCGUCGAAGGAAUUUCCUUUUAUUCUCACUCAUCGGUCGGGUAUCGACAUUCGUCUUGUCGACCGGCUCGCNAUAUGUGGUGUCUUACAAUUUGUAAACCGCGCGGAUCAGUUCGCCGCCUGUUUGACUGUCGGCUGUCCCGCUUGUUUGUUCGCAGACAGGUACAAGUGCGAGCGGUGUGUCGAAUACAACGGGACCGUGGAGGAGUCGGAGCAGCGCCCUACCAGUUUCAACGCGUGGGAUGUCGGAUGCCUGGAUCGCCUUCCUGACUACGUGUCGAAGGAUUUUUUUCCUUUCAUUCUGACUCAUCGGUCGGGUAUCGACAUUCGUCUUGUCGACCGGCUCGCAGACGACCUGGCCCAUGGGAAGGGCUUCUCCGCCGCUGCCAAGGAAGUUUCGCGAAACACUGUUCCCGGUACUGUCUACGACGUGCCGUUCUGA